Nerophis lumbriciformis (worm pipefish) is the source of this 6477-nucleotide messenger RNA. It is a transcript of the gene slc49a3, whose product is annotated as solute carrier family 49 member 3. Gene Ontology annotation, cellular component: membrane. Gene Ontology annotation, biological process: transmembrane transport. The record is from RefSeq and is a predicted model, not a curated record. Lineage: Eukaryota; Metazoa; Chordata; Actinopteri; Syngnathiformes; Syngnathidae. Gene Ontology annotation, molecular function: transmembrane transporter activity.
GACACGAACCUGUAUAACAUGUUAAUGCUUGUCGGUGAGCCAGCCCUCAAAUUGCCUUUUGUCUUCCUCCCUGAUGGACCUAAAAUAAUUUGAUAAGCCGACAGCAGACGGUAAAACCCGUUUUCUGCUCACAGGACGUCUUUUUUUAAUUUUUAUGGCGGCUAAAAUGUUGUGUUGUUAGCUUCGCGGCUAGCUAGGAAGCUAACAUGCCAAGCACGGAGGAUGAGGAAACGAGUCCGCUCGUCGACGUCUCCUCGCCGGGGGAGAGAGCUCCGAACACCGCGCUGAGGAGGCUGCUAGAAUUUAAAGUUUACAAGAAAAGGUGGUUCGUCUUGUCGCUGCUUUGCCUGUUGAACUGCUCCAACGCCAUGCUAUGGCUGACCUUUGCACCAGUAGCAGACCUGUCUGCCCAGACCCUGAAUGUCUCCUUAAAUGCGAUCAACUGGUUAUCAGUGGUCUACAUAGUGGUGGCCAUUCCACUCAGCUUCGGGGCCACGUGGAUGCUGGACAUCGUCGGACUGCGGGCCACAAUCCUCCUGGGCUCCUGGUUAAAUAUGGGUGGGGCGGUGAUUCGCAUUUUGUGGUGUGUGCCGGAAAAGACCAACUUUCCGGGUCAGAUCUCCUACCCGCUGGUGUUUUUCGGUCAGACGCUGGCAGCGGUGGCGCAGCCGCUCAUCAUCUUCACGCCCACCAAGAUGGCGGCGUUGUGGUUCCCCGAUCACCAGCGAGCCACGGCCAACAUGAUGGCCUCCAUGGCCAACCCGCUGGGCAUCCUCAUCGCCAACAUCGCGUCUCCCAAGAUCGCUCGCACGCCAGAACAACUCCCACUUUUGCUGUUGGUCUAUGCUGUUAUUGCCUGCGUCACCUGUUUCCUGGUCACGGUGUUUAUGCGGCGCAGUGCCCCCCCGACGCCGCCAUCGGCCAGCGCAGAACAUUCCACCUCGGAACCCUUCAGAAAUGGCUUCAAACUGCUGCUGAGGAACCGAGCGUACUUGCUGCUGCUGCUGUGCUUUGGCUCGGGCGUGGCCGUGUUCACCUGCUUCUCCACGCUGCUGGACCAGAUCCUGUGUGUGCAGGGCUACACCAACGAUUUUGCGGGUCUGUGCGGCGCGCUCUUCAUCGCGUUUGGCAUCGUGGGCGCCGCCCUGCUGGGGCUUUACGUUGACAAAACCAAGAAGUUCAUGGAGGCCAUCAAAGUCAACAUGAGCCUCUCUGCCAUGGUGGCCUGCGCCUUCACUGUGGUGUGUCUGAUGCAAGAUCAGAAGGUGGCCGUGGCGAUUGUUUGCGCUCUUUUUGGCUUCUUCGGUUUCUCCAUCUACCCGGCCGUGAUGGAGUUGACUGUGGAAUGUUCCUACCCUGUGGGAGAAGCCACCUCCACCGGACUGGUCUUCAUAUCAGGACAAGUUCAGUCGCUGAUUUACAUCAUCCUUCUUCAAGCUUUGGCAACACCCAUCGCAGAGUCGCCUCGCUCAACCUGCAAGCUCGCCCCUCAGAGCUGGAAAGUUCCUGUGAUGCUGCUGUCCACACUGAGCGCCGUGUCCUCCUGCAUCUUCCUCAUCUUCUUCCACACGCCAUACAGGCGCCUGGAGGCCGAAAAAGCCGCCAUCUAUGGGACCGGAACCGCCGCCAGCGAGAACGAAGUGAUCCGACCGAGUAACGUUCUCAUAACAAAAUAACCAAGAAGCAUUUUGUCCUUUAUUAUGUUUGUUUUUUUUAACUCGUGCCAAAGAGGAAGUAACCACUUUUAUGGAGGUUCAUUUGUAUCUUUAUUACGAAAGUUAAAGGGGAACAUUAUCACCAGACCUAUGUAAGCGUCAAUAUAUACCUUGAUGUUGCAGAAAAAAGACCAUAUAUUUUUUUAACCGAUUUCCGAACUCUAAAUGGGUGAAUUUUGGCGAAAUAAACGCCUUUCUAAUAUUCGCUCUCGGAGCGAUGACGUCACAACGUGGCGUCACAUCGGGAAGCAAUCCGCCAUUUUCUCAAACACCGAGUCAAAUCAGCUCUGUUAUUUUCCGUUUUUUCGACUGUUUUCCGUACCUUGGAGACAUCAUGCCUCGUCGGUGUGUUGUCGGAGGGUGUAACAACACGAACAGGGACGGAUUCAAGUUGCACCAGUGGCCCAAAGAUGCGAAAGUGGCAAGAAAUUGGACGUUUGUUCCGCACACUUUACCAACGAAAGCUAUGCUACGACAGAGAUGGCAAGAAUGUGUGGAUAUCCUGCGACACUCAAAGCAGAUGCAUUUCCAACGAUAAAGUCAAAGAAAUCUGCUGCCAGACCCCCAUUGAAUCUGCCGGAGUGUGUGAGCAAUUCAGGGACAAAGGACCUCGGUAGCACGGCAAGCAAUGGCGGCAGUUUGUUCCCGCAGACGAGCGAGCUAAACCCCCUAUCGAUCCUAGCUUCCCUGGCCUGCUGACAUCAACUCCAAAACUGGACAGAUCAGCUUUCAGGAAAAGAGCGGGGAUGAGCGUAUGUCUACAGAAUAUAUUAAUUGAUGAAAACUGGGCUGUCUGCACUCUCAAAGUGCAUGUUGUUGCCAAAUGUAUUUCAUAUGCUGUAAACCUAGUUCAUAGUUGUUAGUUUCCUUUAAUGCCAAACAAACACAUACCAAUCGUUGGUUAGAAGGCGAUCGCCAAAUUCGUCCUCGCUUUCUCCCGUGUCGCUGGCUGUCGUGUCGUUUUUGUCGGUUUCGCUUGCAUACGGUUCAAACCGAUAUGGCUCAAUAGCUUCAGUUUCUUCUUCAAUUUCGUUUUCGCUACCUGCCUCCACACUACAACCAUCCGUUUCAAUACAUGCGUAAUCUGUUGAGUCGCUUAAGCCGCUGAAAUCCGAGUCUGAAUCCGAGCUAAUGUCGCUAUAGCUUGCUGUUCUUUCCGCCAUGUUUGUUUGUGUUGGCUUCACUAUGUGACGUCACAGGAAAAUGGACGGGUGUGUAUAUAACGAUGGUUAAAAUCAGGCACUUUGAAGCUUUUUUUAGGGAUAUUGCGUGAUGGGUAAAAUUUUGAAAAACAAGCCACUGGGAACUGAUUUUUAAUGGUUUUAACCCUUCUGAAAUUGUGAUAAUGUUCCCCUUUAAAGUUUUUGUACAUCAAAGUAUGCUGACAGAUGAGUACCGUUGAUUUAAAAUAUGACUCAAGUAAAAAGUAGUCAUCAAAACAAUUACUUGAGUAAGUUAAAUAAGUAUUGUGUGAUAAAACUACUCAAGUAUUUAGUAACUUACGCGUAACUUCUGAUUUACUCAAUAGCUAUUUUUGUAAUGGUUCUUGGACUACAAUUGUAGUUGGUAGGGGUGUGGGAAAAAAUGGAUUCGAAUUCAAAUCGCGAUUCUCACGUUGUGCGAUUCAGAAUCGAUUCUCAUUUUUUUUAAAUCGAUUUUUUUUUUUAAUGUAUUUUUAUUAUUUUUUUAAUUAAUCAAUCCAACAAAACAAUACACAGCAAUACCAUAACAAUGCAAUCCAAUUCCAAAACCAAACCCGACCCAGCAACACUCAGAACUGCAAAAAACAGAGCAAUCGAGAGGAGACACAAACACGACAGAGAACGAAACAAAAAUGAAUAUUAUCAACAACAGUAUCAAUAUUAGUUACAAUUUCAAUGACAUUAUUAUUAGACAUUUAUAAAAAAAAAAAGAACAAUAGUGUCACAGUGGCUUACACUUGCAUCACAUCUCUUAAGCUUGACAACACACUGUGUCCAAUAUUUUCACAAAGAUAAAUUAAGUCAUAUUUUUGGUUCAUUUAAUAGUCGAAACAAAUUUACAUUAUUGCAAUCAGUUGAUAAAACAUUGUCCUUUACAAUUAUAAAAGCUUUUUACAAAAAUCUACUACCGGUACUCUGCUUGCAUGUCAGCAGACUGGGGUAGAUCCUGCUGAAAUCAUAUGUAUUGAAAGAAGAGAGAAUCCUUUUGAAUCGAGAAAAAAUCGUUUUUGAAUCAAGAAUCGUGUUGAAUUGGAAAAAAAACAAAAAACGAUUUUAAAUCGAAUCGUGACCCCAAGAAUCGAUAUUGAAUCGAAUCGUGGGACACCCAAAGAUUCACAGCCCUAGUAGUUGGUGUGUGUGUAAAAUAUAAAAAUGACAGUUUAUUGCAACAUGUUUUCUCCAGUUGGAAGUGGAAUUCUUUUAGGCUGAAAUGUGAACAUUUCUACUGACACACAUGACAGCACAUGAUAUAAAUGCUCUUUUUACUAGUUUGAAAGUAAUAAUUGAGGAUUUUUGCUGCAUUGUCUGACAUCAUGUCACUUUUUACAGUCAGUUUGUUUCUAUCUACUAAGUUAGAAGAAACUGAAUUAUUAAAAAAAUCAGACUAUUUUCACACCAGCAUGUGGAGUUGGAAUUUCCAUGAUCUUACCUCUAAUGCAGGCCUGGGCAAUUAUUUUGACUCAGGGGCCAAAUUUAUAGAAAAAAAUGUGUCUGGGGGCUGUCGGAGGCAGAUAUUUACAUAUAUCCGUAUUUAAGUGUUACUUCUUUACUUUCAUAAUCAUAUUACAAAACAGCUAGUGUUCUUCUUCCAAUUGUGGUCUUUUGGUUGUCUGCAAAUACUGUGUGCUAACCUUGACUUUGGAAUGUAAGGAGGAGAGAUACUCCUUUUCCUUAUCUGUUCCUGUGUCCAGCUGAGGAGGACAAUGGGCAUGUGUUUGGGCGAGAAAGAGAGACAAGACAACGAGGGUGGGAGGGAGAGACACUUUAUAGAAGAGAAGGUUUCCAUAUUUUAGAGCAGACCAUCUUAGCUGCGCGAUUGAAUGUUCUAUGCUGGACUGGUCUCAUUAUAUUUCCAAAGCUUUGGAGAUAAAAUGACAAAAUACCUAUUCUGUCUCUGGUGGUUCUUCUACUCAGCUUUAAGUGUCAUAGAAAGAGCUUGGGAGCGACCAGCAACUUGAAUUCCCUGGGAGGAACAACUGGUCCAAACGCAACAGGGCCGGUAUCUCUACAAAACCUCACAAUAAUGUCUGAUUGAAUGCUAAAAACUAUAUGACAGACCACCUUAAAUGGCAUUUAAUUUUUUUUUUACUGAAUAAGACAUCCAGAAUGUACAUGAAAAUAAAGAAUGUGGGAUUUACAAUAUUAACUAUGACCAAUAAAACACUGAAUAUUGACAACACAUGAACGUCUCCAUCGACAUAUUUUACAAUCUAGCAAAACACAACAAAAAUGCAACAAACUCAGCAAAAAAACAAAAAAAAAACCCACCUACAAUCUGAUACAUCUGAGAUAUCACUAAGCUUUAAAACUUUGUUGUGAAAAUCUCCACGCUGCUUGAUGCCUUGUCUGAGCUGCUGUGACUUAGAUUACCAUAGUAACUAAUUAGAUGACCAUAGUAACUAAUUAGAUUACCAUAGUAACUAAUUAGAUGACCAUAGUAACUAAUUAGAUUACCAUAAUAACUGGUAUAUCAUGCAAAAGCGCAGAUUCCAAGCAUUGAAAUACUUUGUACAGUUGAAGACUUACGGUCAUUAGAAAACAUGACUGCACAUCAUAAUGGCAGCUACACUUUCCAUCUUAAAGAUCUAAAAAAAAAAUGAUUUGAGAAUGUCCGGUGGGCCAGAAUGAAAAACUUAACGGGCCGCAUGUGACCCCCGGACCUUAAUUUGCCCAUAACUGCUCUUAAUGUGACUGAUGGUCAUACGCAGUGUGCCUCUCGUACACUAGGGGGCGAUGGUGGUCAUUUCAGCUUGUUAGAUGCUACAUACUAAUAAGGUAGCGCUAGUAACAUUCAAGCUCUGGAUCUAACAGAUAACUAGUGUGGGUGGGUGGAUUAUAUUUAUAUAGCGCUUUUCUCUAGUGACUCAAAGCGCUUUUUCAUAGUGAAACCCAAUAUCUAAGUUACAUUUAAACCAGUGUGGGUGGCACUGGGAGCAGGUGGGUAAAGUGUCUUGCCCAAGGACACAACGGCAGUGACUAGGAUGGCGAGAGCGGGGUUCGAACCUGGAACUCUCAAGUUGCUGGCGAGCUAUACCGCCAUACACAUUUCCACUGCCAUUUGGUGUUGUUGGUCAUGUUUUUCUGUGUUUCAAUGACACUUGUGGAUAUUAGAAUCAUCAGAGACAUGCAAAAAGAUGGCUAUUUUAGUCAAAUGUUCGUUAAAUUGUCUUCUUUUGGGAACAUUCUGACACUUUUAAACAAGUAGGUUUCUAUAACACCGGCCAGUGUUAAUUUGGACAGAAGUUUUUAAUUUAGUUUUGGUGUCUUUUGACAAAAAGGUAUCUCAGUUUUAGUCAUGUAAAACUAAUGUAGUUUUUAGUCGACAAAAUUCCUCAACAUUUUAGUCAACUAAUUACUUACAGUAAAUGUUGUGUUUUAGUAGUUGGAGCUCGGAUUGGAUCCUCGCCGUGAGGCUCCGUUUGAUUGGUGGAAUGACGUCACGACGUCACCAACGCUCGCGUUGGAUUGGCGGAACAGAGUCACGUGACAAUGCCAACCGGAAAAAGGCUCGCUGACAAAAUGAAUUUGUCUUUUUAAGUCUUAAUGGGUUAUAAUUAGAG